GGUGACCCAACUAAAUGCUUUACAGGCACUAAUCCAAUCAAUUCCCUCCUGUAAGCCAUUUUGUCCAUGGCAGAUCUAUCAAUCACAGUAAUAUUCUCUUUAGGAAGGAGAACCCAAAUAAAUAAGAAAAGAAAAUACCCACUAUAUACAACAAAAUUUCACUCUAGCAACCAAGACCCCAGAGUGGAAAAAAGUGAAAAAGAUUACAUGAAAAAAGAAAAGAAAAGAAAAGAAAACGGUAGUAUUAUACAAAACCCUUUUGAUGGCUAGGGAGAAAGAAAGCGGGAGAGAGAAAUGAAAAGGGAAGUAAAAAGAGGAGAAGGUGUAGCAGAAAAGGUGGAAAUUUUGUGUGAAAAGUUGAGUAGGAGGGUAUUAUUGGUAGGGAACAGGAAAGGAGGGGGGCCGUGUACCCCAAUCUCUACUUGGAAACUUUACCACCCUCAGGCUCGCCUUCAUCAUAACAUCCCUCCUCCUGCUGCUUCUGUUUCUGCAAGAAAGUUAGCUGCUUCCCUCUGGCAUUUUCAUCAAUACCUUCCUCAUCGUCAACCUAAAAUGCAUAGAGCUGUUAACAACACUAAUGGCCGGUACCACCAACGCCACCACAACAAUCUUUUCAAGGACAAAGGCAUUGACUUUUCUCAUUUCUUGGCUGAUCCUUGCCCCAGCUCUGAUCCUGACCAGCCAGAGAGUACAAGCAGUUUGAGGAGGCAUGUUGGUCAAACACUGAUGAAACACCAUCGAUCUAUUGAAAAAAAUAACCAUGCGCUGCAGCCUGUAUCUCCUGCAAGUUAUGGCAGCUCAAUGGAGGUGGCACCUUACAAUCCUGCAGUCACCCCUAGUAGUUCUUUAGAUUUUAGGGGAAGGAUUGGUGAGUCGCAUUAUAAUCUCAAAACAUCUACAGAACUGCUAAAAGUACUAAAUCAUAUUUGGAGCCUGGAAGAACAACAUGCAUCUAAUAUCUCAUUGAUCAAAGCAUUGAAGAUGGAACUAGAUCAUGCCCGUGUUAGGAUCAAGGAGCUACUUCGAGAUAAGCAAGCAGAUCGACACGAAAUUGAUGAUUUGAUGAAGCAGAUUGCUGAAGAUAAACUAGUUAGGAAGAGUAAGGAACAAGACCGGAUUCAUGCUGCUGUACAGUCUGUGAGGGAUGAACUAGAGGAUGAGAGAAAGUUAAGAAAACGUUCAGAGAGUCUACACAGGAAGUUAGCUCGGGAAGUGUCUGAGGCAAAAGCUUCUCUUUCUAAUGCCUUGAAAGACCUUGAAAGAGAAAGGAAAUCAAGGAAGCUUUUGGAAGAUCUUUGUGAUGAGUUUGCAAGGGGAAUAAAAAGCUAUGAACAGGAGGUGCAUACUCUGAGACAGAAAUCUGAUGAAGAUUGGGCAGGAGCAGCUGACCAUGAUCGUUUGAUUCUUCAUAUAUCUGAAUCAUGGCUUGAUGAGCGGAUGCAGAUGAAGCUGGAAGAAGCUCAGUCUGGUUUUGCUGAACAGAAUUCAAUAGUAGACAAAUUAAGCUUUGAAAUAGAGACCUUGCUUCAAGCUAAACGGAUUGGUACUUCUGUUUCUAAGCGGACUGAUUAUUUGUCACGAAGUGAUCGCAGGAAGUCACUUGAAUCUAUCCCUUUAAAUGAAGCUGUAACUGCAGCUAAAGAUGUUUGUGAUGAGGAAGAUUCUGCUGGCAGUGAUUCGAAUUGUUUUGAGCUGAAUAAACCAAGCAAUGCUGACUUGAAACCACAUGAAGAUGAAGCUCGAACUGGUAAUAUCGAGGAAAUGAUGAAAUCAAAUCAUGAGGAGAAAAAACCUUCAUCUCAUGAAAAGAGUAAAAGUCGGCAUCCAUCCAGCUUGCAAGUUAAGUUUGAAGAAAAGAUGGCCAGAGCCUUGUGUAACGAAAAUAAGAAGUCCGAAUUGGCAGAUACAGAACAGAAGAAUACUGGCGUAGGGAACACCACAGAAAUAACAGUAUCACAAAAAUUUGAAAAUGAUGAAGCUACCCAAUAUGGCAGCGAGGGAAGAAAGAAUAAGCUUGAUGAGAUACAUGGACUGAGCUCAAAUUAUGUACUGGAUAACUUGAUAAGAAACCAUAUAGCGUUGUCAGAAGGUGGGAAUAUAAAUCCUGAAAACGAUCGUGGUGAGGCCUCUUGUAGUUUCCCUUCACGGAGGAACCAGCCAAGUCCAGUGCGACGAUGGAUGACGAAAUUCACAUCCCCUGGCCUAGAUGUAUCCGAGUCUUCUACCAAGUUACCUCCAGGAACGAAGGAGAACACUUUGAAGGCGAAGCUUCUUGAAGCAAGGUCGAAAGGUCAACGUUCUCGAUUAAAAAUAUUCAAGGGCAAGUCAUAGGCUUUCAUGAACAAUCAGCUGAAAAACUCACAGGAUUGGCUGCUUCUGCGUUGCUUGCAGUCCGGCAUUAUGCUAUGUGAAUACUGGCCAACAUGCAGAAUAAUCUGCACGUUGCUAUGUCAUAAUCUUCUUCUGUAAUUCUGGAAUUUUUUUUUUUAUGUCUGUAUAUUUGAGUAAUAUCACAACAUAGUUACUAAUCAGAUGAAUUUUGGGUCCAUUUACAAUUUUCAGUAACCAUUUGUUCCAAUCAAUCAUUUCAGCUAUGUCAUCCAUCCCCCCAUUAAAAAUUUAAAAUCUUGAGGCUUGCGAGGUAUUGGAAAAUUUUUUGCUCUUUUGAUUCUCCUUUCCCUGCUAAUUUCCGUAGUGACAAAAGGGGCCUUAGGGAAAGUGUUGUUUUACCUUUGGGGUUU
Messenger RNA from Durio zibethinus, 2741 nucleotides. RefSeq lists its product as uncharacterized. NCBI's taxonomy places the organism in Eukaryota, Viridiplantae, Streptophyta, Magnoliopsida, Malvales, Malvaceae. The record is from RefSeq and is a predicted model, not a curated record.